Molecule: messenger RNA, 1671 nt
Organism: Lichtheimia ornata
Lineage: Eukaryota; Fungi; Mucoromycota; Mucoromycetes; Mucorales; Lichtheimiaceae
Exons: 3
Coding region: 1-1671 (556 amino acids)
Cellular component (GO): plasma membrane
Molecular function (GO): oxidoreductase activity
Source: RefSeq, a predicted model, not a curated record
AUGAUGGAGGGCUUCACCAAGCGAUCACUUACCUGGAUUGCUCUCAUUCUCUUCACAAUUGUCCUCGCGCUACAAGCUAGCUCUUACUUUCGACUCGCAUUCUCCAUGGAAACGAACCCAUCGACUCAAGAUGACACUACUGCCAACGUCGAGGUUACGGAUGCAGCACCUACCAUUGUGCGUUAUGAGCGAGACUAUCAGACGUUUUGGCACUAUUUGGCAUCAGUGAUAUUACUCUUUGUAUGUAUCGGCCUAAGGUCCCAGUUUCAGCAACGACAAGGCAACAAGAGGUAUGGAGUAUGGUAUUGCCGGAUACGACAUGCACUUGAAUACGAAUACCAGUUACUUGAUAUGCGAUUAUCACUUUCCAACACACUACCGAUGAUCGCACUCUUUUUGUUGAAUGCAUUCCAUGUGCUAGUUCGAGAUCGAGUAUUGGUAUCCGAGCAUCGUGAUUUGUUUCAUCAAGAAUACGCCAAUCGUUUCGCACAGCUAGCGGUCGUCAACAUGGCUGUUGCUAUUGCUUUAUCCGUGCGCCACAUCUCAACCUUUCCCAAUAAUCUUCAAUGGCAUCUAUGGUUUGCGAGUAUGGGUGGAAUGUGUGCACUCUACCAUGCCUGUUUCCAAUUAUCACGCAAUUAUGCACGUCAUGGCCAUCUUUUGGAGACUUUAUUUUCAAACGUACGCUAUACGACAGGAACCAUGAUGGCAACAGCAUUGAUAUCACUGGUGUUUGGAUCUCAUCCGUUGGUGCGACACGCAUCCUAUCGACUUUUCCGUAUAUCCCAUCUGGCAGCAUUUGCAGUAUUGGUCGCUGUUGGAUAUCUACAUCAUUGGGCAUUUGGAUUGAUCUAUGUGGCAGCUGCGUUCAUGUGGUUACGUGAUCAAUAUUGGCAAUACGUGCACACAGCACCAGCACGCGUGGUUGGAUUCAAGGCGCUCCCUGGCAACAUUAUCAAACUACAGGUGCAUCCAGCAUUUCAAAUCCCUGAUCAACAACCAUCUCAGUUUGCAUUUGUAUCUUGGGGAUGUUCAUCAUGGAUGGUAAGCAAAGUGUAUGCGCACCCUUUUUCCAUUAGCCGCUUUGAUCGAGACACAAUCGAUGAUACCCUUACAUUUUAUAUUCGGGCUGGUGGAAGAGAUACCUUGGCAUUACAUGAAAUGGCCAUCGCUGGAGAACGUCCCUCUCAUCUAAGAAUCAGUGCUCCUAUGGGUCAUUCAGAGUUGGAAAAUGGUCAACAAUUUGCGGAUUUUCAUGUGGUGGUACUCGUCGCUGAAGGGGUAGGCAUCACACCUUGGAUAUCAGUGAUACAGCAAUUGGGGCAACCAAAUGAAUGCAUCAAGACUAAAAAGAUUAUCGUAUUGUGGACGAUGCGGGAUACAGAUACAUUGCAUGCGAUGGUGGAUGAAUUGGCAAACGUUGAUUGCACACUACGUGUAUACACAACACGACAAUCCGAACCUGACAUGGAAGAAGGAUUCGACAUUCGACAUGGACGGCCUGAUUAUGCAACCGAAUUUGAAAAGAUUCGACAAGAAUACCCGAAUACACACGUGGCACUUGGUCUGUGCGCCCAUGGUGAUACGAUGCGGCAUUGUGGAAACCUUGCAAGACAUUACAGCCAUCCAGAAUCGAUAUGGUUUAUGAAACAGGAGCGAUUUGAAUUAUAG